AUGAAAGACCUAAGCGGGAGACUAGCUCGUUGGCCAGUGCAGUUGCAAGGCUAUGACUAUACCACCGAGCACCGUAAAGGCAAUGAAAACGUGGUAGCUGACACUCUAUCGCGCAGUGCCGAAGCAGUGACCAAGGUUCCGGAAGGUCUUCUCGAAUUUGAGACCCCCGAGUUCGAGUCGGCGGAAUACCAGGCGUUGCUCGAACAGGCUCAUGUAGAUGAGACGGCUGGUCAUGGGGGUGUCGUGAAAACACUGGAGACAUUGCGUAGGCAGUUUUACAGGCCCGGCAUGGCUAGUCAGAUAAGGGAUUGGGUAAGGCAGUGCGUGACAUCCAAGGAAACCAAGGCACCGAAUUUCCGCAUGCAAGUGGGUCUAGGACAAGAGGUAGUGACCGAGCGACCAUUCCAAAAACUGUAUAUUGACUUUCUGGGAAAGUACCCACGUUUGAAGCAAGGGCAUGCUUGGAUCUUCGUGGUAGUCGACCAUUUUUCAAAAUUCUCUUUCUUAAAAGCGAUGCGAGAGACUGCGGCUCUUAACGUAGUGGACUUUUUGGUUAGCGAAGUUUUCUAUAAGAUUGGAGAACCCGAGGUCAUUCACUCUGACAACGGACGACAGUUCAUAUCGGGUGCUUUCCAAAACAUGAUCUCGGCUUUCGGCAUCUCGCUUAUGCGCACUGCAGUCUACGCGCCACAGAGCAAUGCAAGCGAUCGAGUGAAUCGUACUGUGAUGUCGGCGAUCCGGGCGUAUCUAGAGCAAGAUCACCGCGAGUGGGACCUCUACCUUCCAGAAAUGGAAGUGUCCAUACGAAAUGCCAUACACACAGCGACAGGGGUGACUCCAUUCUUUACCGUUAUCGGAAAUAAUAUGUUCCUAAACGGGGCAUGCUACAAAUUUGCUCGUAGGUUAGGGUCUCUGGGUGAUCAUGAGAUUUCUCAUUUGCACCCAGUAGACAAAAUACACCUGAUUAGACAGCGAGUCCAAAGCCAGCUACAUCAGGCUUACGAAAGAAGUCAUCGGCAGUACAACGCUCGAGCCCGAGUGUUCCAGGCGGAACCCGGCCAAGAAGUCUACCGACCCAAUUUUGUACUGAGCGGUUUUGGGAAAGUUUUUAACGCCAAAUUUGCAAGGAAGUUCCUAAAGGCCCGAGUAGUGCGUCGAGUAGGCAACAACUCGUUCUUGCUGGAAGAUUUGCAAGGGAAGCCCCUAGGCGUGUUUCAUGCCAAAGAUAUACGGGUAUAUAACAAGGUCGUGGUGUGCCUCACGUUGGGCGCGGCUCAGCUUAAGGAAAGGGGUGUUUCCUACGUUGGGCAUUCUAAUUAG
This is a messenger RNA of Drosophila montana, 1320 nucleotides long. RefSeq lists its product as uncharacterized. The record is from RefSeq and is a predicted model, not a curated record. Gene Ontology annotation, molecular function: nucleic acid binding. Lineage: Eukaryota; Metazoa; Arthropoda; Insecta; Diptera; Drosophilidae. Gene Ontology annotation, biological process: DNA integration. Bases 1 to 1320 code for a protein of 439 amino acids. The transcript is spliced from 2 exons.